AUGAUGCUUAGCGCCCUCCGCCGUUCUGCUUUGUGCAAGCCGGCCUCGUUUUCACCUACCCAACUGAGAUUGAUGUCUACCAAAAACCUGAUUAUCAACGCGGUAGGCAGUGACAGAACUGGAAUCGUAUCGGACAUGACAAAACAUGUUACUGAUGCUGGAGGAAACGUCGGGGAAAGCAAAGCAGCCAGGCUCGGCAAAUACUUUUCUCUCAUGAUGGUAGUGAACAUCCCUGAGGAACAUGUGUCCAAGUUGAACGCCCAACUGGAGACUAUGCACGAUUUGAAUGCCACCGUAUUCGAGACAGCGGAAGAUGAUGUGGUCAUCAGUACCGUCAAUUCAGCAAUCGCAUAUUCUGGAAGCUUUACUUUGGAAGGUGCAGAUAACCCUGGGAUUGUUCACAAGGUGACAAGCAUUUUGGCCAAGAAUGGACUCUCUAUCGACAAAAUGGAAACAUCCGAUUCUCUUGCCCCAGGGGGUAGCACUGUUCUUUUUGAAAUGCAUGGGAUCGCACACGCCUACGAACCGUUGGCGGCCGGCUUUGAUCUGGAAAGUAUCAAACAGGAACUUCUUGAUUUGGGAGACGCCAUGAAUUGUGAUAUUUCUAUGGACGACCUAUAA
Molecule: messenger RNA, 621 nt
Organism: Cylindrotheca closterium
Lineage: Eukaryota; Bacillariophyta; Bacillariophyceae; Bacillariales; Bacillariaceae
Source: the annotation of a GenBank genome assembly